This is a messenger RNA of Helianthus annuus (common sunflower), 604 nucleotides long. RefSeq lists its product as uncharacterized. Gene Ontology annotation, cellular component: cytoplasm; actin cytoskeleton. Lineage: Eukaryota; Viridiplantae; Streptophyta; Magnoliopsida; Asterales; Asteraceae. The record is from RefSeq and is a predicted model, not a curated record. Bases 253 to 591 code for a protein of 112 amino acids. Gene Ontology annotation, biological process: establishment or maintenance of cell polarity; cell migration; actin filament bundle assembly. Gene Ontology annotation, molecular function: actin filament binding. The transcript is spliced from 4 exons.
AAAACAGGUUCAACCGACUCAAAAAGUUGAUUUUUGUGCUGAUUCUUGUCACUUGAUUAUGAAAUUGGUUAAAAAAUUUACUUAUGAAUUGAUCAUUACCAGGAUGGAGCUGCACUUCAGUUUAAAUAAAAAACGAUAGGGAAAUUCCUUGCCGCAGAGCUUGGCGGAGGUACAAUCAUCGUUGCAAAUCGUUCAUCGGCUUCUAACUGGGAAACUUUUAGGUUGUGAACGAUCAAUGAGACCAGUUUUCAUAUGCGGGUGUUUUACAAGCAAUUUAUAGGACUUGACUCAACCGGAAUCAAGUUGGUCGCUAUUGCAACAGAUUAUAAAACAUCAGAUGUUUUCGAGAUUAUUAGAAAAUCUGAUGAUCCAAGCCUUGUUCGGAUUAAAGCACCAAAUGGGUCCUUCUUGCAGGCGAAAACUCAAGAUCUUGUGACCGCUGAUUCUAAAGGUGAUGGGCAAUGGCAAGACGAUGAUCCUUCAGUUUUCGAGAUGACGAUAGCGCAAAGAUUGCAAGGAGAGUACCAAGUGACUCAUGGUUAUGGUCCUUCAAAAGCGCCACAAAUCAUGAAUGCUGGAGAAAACCUUUAAAGUUUCAGAAAAA